Messenger RNA from Zea mays, 3115 nucleotides. Its product is annotated as NADPH producing dehydrogenase of the oxidative pentose phosphate pathway. Gene Ontology annotation, biological process: pentose-phosphate shunt. Lineage: Eukaryota; Viridiplantae; Streptophyta; Magnoliopsida; Poales; Poaceae. The transcript is spliced from 2 exons. Bases 1437 to 2879 code for a protein of 480 amino acids. Gene Ontology annotation, molecular function: phosphogluconate dehydrogenase (decarboxylating) activity; NADP binding. The record is from RefSeq and is a predicted model, not a curated record.
GCUCGUCCACUGUUCAAGGACCGAAGGAAAUUCCCUAAAAUGGCUGAUCCAAUGCUUCAGGGCCGCUUCCCUAUGAGGGGUCUAUACCAGGCCUUAGCCGUUGCUGCCAUGUGCUUGCAAGAGCAAGCUGCUACACGUCCUCACAUCGGGGAUGUCGUCACUGCUCUCUCAUAUCUUGCUUCUCAGGCAUAUGACCCAAAUGCCCCUGUUCAACACGUCCGGAGCAAUUCAUCCACCCCCAGGGCCAGAAACCCUGCUGGGUGGAACGGCGACCAGCGCAGCGUGCGCUCGCCUAACCAUCAUUCUCCAGACCCGCGGCGCAGAGACGCUGCGGGGGCAUCCAAGUAUGGAGCAGAGGUUAGCAGGACUAGCUCUACCAGCGACUCUGGCCGGCGAUCAGGCCUGGAUGACAUGGACCUGACCGGGUCGCAAGUGGGAAGCCCAGCGCAGACCGGAAGAAGAAGAGAAGCUCCAAGGGGCACCGACAGACAGCGUGCUGUCGCAGAGGCCAGGACAUGGGGGGAGAAUUCAAGGGAGCGAACAAAUGGCCAUGGCAGCUUCGACAGCACCCAUGAGUGAAGCCGUCAGGUUCUGUUCCAGUCAUCAUUCCAGAACCCCCACCAUGGGUUGAGUCCACUCAUUCAUCAGCACCAGUCAGAUCCGAUCUUGGGACAUGGCGUCGGUCCAAGUGUCUGUGAAUAAGGCUUUUCUUGCCCUCCUGUGGCGAAUGCAAUUCUCCUGGCGCCCAUUCCUUGCCAAUGCGACCUGUGUGUGUCAUGCCUCUGGCGACUGGGAGCCUCAGGAGGAGCCUGUAGGAUUCAGUCAGAGGUAGACAGGUCAGUGAAGAAAGAGGAGGGGCGCGGAGUCACAUUGGCGAGUGUUUUGUUUUUUUUGGCGGCUAAAUGCUGAGUAUGUUCAGCUGCAUGUGUCCUUUUUGUGUAUGUGUACGUGUAAGACGUGUAAUAGCAACCGUGUCAGGUUUGGCUACCUGAGAGGCCUUUGAAGCUUCUGCUGCUGCUUCCUUCCCCUUGGGAAUUGGGAGUUCAGAGUUGAAAUGUAGGAUAGGCGAUGUUGUUGAGUACAUCAACUGUUUUUACCCUUCCAUGUUGUACGGCGACGCUUCCCUGAACAAUAUGACCAUGAUGUGCCCCCCUGUCCGCCAAUGGCCAAUCCGUGUAGGUGCAGACGACUGGUCUCUGCACGCGUCAAGACACCCGGAGGCGGCCGCCGGCAUCGCACCAUCCCCGAACAUGGGUGGCGGCCGCGGCGGCGAUUCAGCGCUGACCAUACCACAGAUCGGGAGCAUCUGAACAAUUGUGAACGAAAGAAGAAGAAGAGGCCACCAUACUGAUGACCAGUCGAUCACGGCAGAAUCUCGCCAAGAUCCGAAAUCACUGGCUGGUGAGCGGCAGCAGAGCCCAGACGUCAGGUAGGAGAUGGCUCUCACGAGAAUUGGCCUCGCCGGCCUCGCGGUCAUGGGACAGAACCUUGCCCUCAACAUCGCGGAGAAAGGGUUCCCCAUCUCGGUCUACAACAGGACAACCUCCAAGGUUGAUGAGACCGUGCAGCGUGCCAAGGUCGAAGGAAACCUCCCAGUGUUUGGUUUCCACGACCCCGCGUCCUUCGUGAGCUCCAUCCAGAAGCCCCGUGUCGUCAUCAUGCUCGUCAAGGCUGGGGCGCCGGUGGACCAGACCAUUGCCACGCUCGCGGCGCACCUUGAUCAGGGGGACUGUAUCGUCGAUGGUGGCAACGAGUGGUACGAGAACACGGAGAGGAGGGAGAAGGCGAUGGAGGAGCGCGGGCUCCUAUAUCUUGGCAUGGGCGUCUCCGGAGGAGAGGAGGGUGCCCGCAAUGGCCCGUCCUUGAUGCCCGGGGGCUCCUUCGAGGCAUACAAGUACAUUGAAGAUAUUCUUCUCAAGGUGGCUGCUCAGGUACCUGACAGCGGCCCGUGCGUCACAUAUAUUGGCAAAGGUGGAUCAGGCAACUUCGUCAAGAUGGUUCACAAUGGAAUUGAAUAUGGUGACAUGCAACUUAUCGCCGAGGCUUAUGAUGUUCUCAAGUCGGUGGGUAAGCUCACAAACAGCGAGCUGCAUCAGGUGUUCUCUGAGUGGAACAAGGGUGAGCUCCUCAGUUUCUUGAUUGAGAUCACGGCCGACAUCUUUGGUAUCAAGGAUGACAAGGGUGAAGGCUACCUGGUCGACAAGGUCCUGGACAAGACCGGGAUGAAGGGAACUGGGAAAUGGACAGUCCAGCAGGCUGCUGAGCUUUCUGUAGCUGCUCCUACAAUCGAGGCGUCCUUGGACUCCAGGUUCCUCAGCGGUCUGAAGGACGAGCGCGUUGAGGCUUCCAAAAUCUUCCAAGGUGACUACUCCACUGGCCUACCGGUGGACAAGGCACAGCUGAUCGAGGACGUGAGGCAAGCUCUAUAUGCCUCCAAGAUCUGCAGUUACGCGCAGGGCAUGAACAUCAUCAAGGCCAAGAGCUCAGAGAAAGGAUGGGGCCUCAACCUUGGUGAGCUAGCGAGGAUCUGGAAGGGAGGGUGCAUCAUCCGUGCCAUCUUCCUCGACCGCAUCAAGAAGGCGUACGAUAGGAACCCUAACCUUGCCAACCUCCUCGUUGACCCCGAGUUCGCCCAGGAGAUCAUAGACAGGCAAGCUGCCUGGCGCAGGGUUGUCUGCCUUGCCAUCAACAAUGGCGUUAGCACCCCAGGCAUGUCUGCAAGUCUGGCCUACUUCGACUCGUACCGCAGGGAUAGGCUUCCCGCCAACCUGGUGCAGGCUCAGAGAGACUACUUCGGCGCUCACACGUACGAGAGGGUUGACAUGCCUGGUUCUUUCCACACCGAGUGGUUCAAGAUUGCGCGCAACUCCAAGAUCUGAACAUGGCCUCGUGUUUGCAUAUGCCAGUAUGCCACCGUGUCGAGUAAUCAAUCAUAUUACUGCUUGCAGGGAGGAACUGUGUUUGAUUUUUAUUUUCCAUGCGCAAUGCUUAAUUUAGGUCAGGAAGUCCAAAGUCUCUCCCAUUGUUUUCCUGUAAGAGCUAAGCAGUACCAGAUGGAGAACCUUAUAUUUGCUGGAACAUGAAUAAAAGCAUUUGACAUGCUUGUGUUUAGUUC